Molecule: messenger RNA, 5105 nt
Organism: Trifolium pratense (red clover)
Lineage: Eukaryota; Viridiplantae; Streptophyta; Magnoliopsida; Fabales; Fabaceae
Exons: 11
Coding region: 139-4722 (1527 amino acids)
Molecular function (GO): microtubule binding
Source: RefSeq, a predicted model, not a curated record
CAACGAUUCCCGCUUGCUAUUUGUUUGAAAUUGCGAUAAGAUUUGCAGAACCAAAAAAACACAGUAAAAAGAAUCGAUGCAAAAUCGAAUUCACUUCACACUCACACUAACAACUGAGAAUUGAAGAAGAAAACUACAAUGAAAUCGAUCAUGGAUUCCAUUUCCGAUCUCUCUCUCUUAGAAAUCUCCAGCGACGCCGACGAUUCUCUUCUCUCCGCCACUCCCACUGCCGCCAACCUUUUCUCAUGCUCUCCUCUCAUUUCUCUCAGAUCUCGCCCUCGUCAAAUCAUACGAAUUGCAGAGGGAAGAGAAAUUGAUUCUGGAGAUUUGAUUUCGUUGACUCCGAAAGACAGUGCCAACAAAGAGAACACGAAUUGCAGUAAAAUGGAAACGCCGAGCGUGGGGUCUUCUCAGCAGAAGAAAAGGAAAAAGAAAUUAGGUGGAUUCAACUUGCGUAAGAGCUUGGCGUGGGAUCGAGCUUUCUUUACCGAACAAGGUGUUUUGAAUCCGAUGGAGCUUUCGAUGAUCAGUGGCACGGCUACUCCUAAUUCAAAGUCGAAUUUGGAAGUUAUUGAUGAAGAAGAACCGGCUACCACUUCAUUAGCAUUGCAGGAAAUUGAAGAAAAUCUGUUUAAGCAUUCAUCGGGAGGUGUUUCGAUUAGAGAUAGGAAGAUUGGUGCUGUUUCUGGCUUAUCUCCAAAGCCUGGUGCAUCGAUUAAACAAACGCCACCUGCUGCUUCCUCGGCAAAGAGAAAUGUACUUGCUGUCAACAAUGUUGGAAAUCGAUAUAAGCGCAGUGCUUGUCCGAGGCCAGUACCUUCACCAUCAUUAAAAAGAACCAAUGCUGUUAAAACUCCGAGUAAAGAGUCAAAAAUGACUAGGAUACCAGGACCAAAAUCCAAUGUUUCUGCAAAUGCACCAACCACUAGGAGUGGAAUGUCGAGCUCAGGUACCUCAAAGAGAAAUCAGAUUGCACCUCCUGUCACUAACGUUCAGAAGUAUGCUGGAGUAAAAGGCGUGCCAAAAAAUCCUAGAACUGUGCCAAGCAUCCCAAAAGUUGAUCCGGCUGAUAAAUAUUCUGUUAGUAGAACUCUUACCAAGCAGGCUGGAAACCGUUUGGAUAACUCAGUUUCAGAAACACGUCCACAAUCCAAAAUACAACAAACAGGAAGUGGAGCAAAUAAGGUGUCUGAUGCUUGUUUUCCACAAUCUAGAAUGCAUCAAACAGGAAAUGGAGCUAAUAAGGUGUCUGAAGCUUGUUUCCCCCAAGGAGUUUCUGACACUGAUAAGAAAAAGCCACAGACACUGUUUCAAACAACAAAGUCAUCAGGCCUAAGGAUGCCAUCUCCCUCAAUUGGAUUCUUCUCUCAGGCCAAAGCUUCCAGUUCACACAGCCAAUUGCAGAAAACCUCUAUACCUUGCAAAUCUUCAGAGAGUAACAUUCCUAAACUAAGGAAGGCGGAAACAAUUUCUGUUAACGAGGCAAGGUCCAAAAUUGUCAAAAGAGCAUCAAAGAAUUGUACUAAGGAAUUAAGCCUUUCAGAUGUAAAGUCAGAACCAAUCAUGCAAAUAGACAAUAAGAAGAUGGAUGGUGGAGAAGUGGAAUGUGAUUCUUCGGGUUUUGAAAAAGUAAGCAAGCAAGCAGAGGUUGAAAAUGUUCUUGAGCAUGUCAACUUAAAAUCUAAGGAUCAAGGAGAACUUCAUGAAAGUGAUAACGUUGCUAGCAUGGAGAACGUGGUAUUCCCUACACAUGAAAAGGAAUUUCUCACAAAGAGUCACACACACGAGCAGUUGGAGAAAGAGGCUGACCACCCUCUGGAUGACAAAUUAUAUGAUAUUUCGUCAAAUGGGGAUCAGUCUUUAUAUCAGGAACCAGAGUCUACGCACUGUCCUAUCAUGCAGGGAACUUCAGGUAAUGUUUCAAGUACUGUGCAUAGUGCCAUAGGGCAAGAUGAAGAUGACCAAAUCAAAGGUCCCACCUGUGACUUUCCAGCUUUAAAGGAAAGUUUGAUACUACAGGCAGAGCAUGACACAUCCUUUAAGGAUUCUAGACAUUCUGGAGAAUUUAAGGAAUAUAAUAGUGUCAAGACUGCACUUUUAAAUUCUAGCCUUGAUAAUUUUAGCAAAACUGUUUCUGAAGGAUCUAUACAAGGAACCGUUUGUAAGAAUACUGAACAGGUAAAUUGUGGUGUUGGUGAAUUUGGUAGAUAUGGAGGAGAUGCACAAGCUCAUUUAUCGAAUGAGAGUCUCUCAGUCAAUUGCAAUGAGACCACCCAAAGUAAUUUAGAGGCAAUUAGUCAGCAGCAGUUACAGGGGGAACAACUCAAGAUUCCAAAUCCUAGUAGUGUAGGAGAAAUUGCAUCGGAAAAAGUAAAUAUAUCUGAUAUGAGUACUUCUCAGCCGGUUCAUGUGACAACCUUAUUUUCCGAAGGGUCUCCUGAAAAGUUUAUACUAAAAAUCAAUGGUGCCUCUGAGAAUGAAUCAAAAAUAGCUGAAAUCAACAACGGUCAGCUUCCAGUUGAUGAUCAAUCAGGUUUCAUCCCGAGAAGCCCAAUUGAGGAGGAAUAUGAACAGGUUAUUGACUCAAAAGCAAUUCACGAUAAAGUUCAGGAGUUUGAAUUGGAUAGGUUGACUGAAGAUUGUAUAACUGUUUCAGCAACUGCUUGCUGCACUAAUUUAACUAAUGUUUCUCCAGAAAGAAGACAUUUUCCUGACAAUAAUGUAAAAAAUCUCCACUUAACACCUCAACUAUGUCCAACAGUAAAAACUGGUUCUGAUUCUGGGGUAAAUGAUAUGCCAAUUGAUAACAGCAGCACCAUUCCUGAAUCACAGAUUAGAGAUGAUAAUUUUUCUACUGAUACCUCAAUACACUGUGAGGUUCAGUGCGAUGUCCCUGGAAACAUUGAGCAACAAGCUAGUAUGUUUACAUCUCCUGAAAUUAAUGAAAUAUCUUGCGAAGAUGAGAGUCUAGUGCCAAAUCAUGGCCACCAUCUUCAGCAGAGUGAGUUUUCUGAAGUUUCUGCUGAUUCAGUUUCAAGCAUCAAAGAUCCUAUUGGCAGUGGAGCUGAAAAUUCCUCUGGACUUUUACACCAUACUCUGCUGGCUCAGUCAGUCCAAGAAUUUGAUCAUGCUUACAGAGAGAUUGAGGAAUCACACGAGGAAGAUGCACAAGCGCAAUCCUUUAGUGAAAAUCCUGUGGCAUACAACUGUAGAAACAAACACCCUCUUGUAGUUACUAAUGAUAAGUUUUCAUUGGCAGAUGAUAAUAAUAUAAAUGAAGAUUCCCAUCUUCCUGAGUUUCAAAAGCCUAGUGCUGUGGUUACCGUAGAUACCCUGGGUGUUAAUAACAUACUGCAGUUGGAUAGUGGCUUUCUGCCAACAAUUAUUGUUUCAUCUGCAGAAACCAAUGAACAAAAUUUAGUUGAGGGUGCAUUUGUAGGAUGCAGGUUCCAUACAAAUGAGCAUGAUGCUUCUAAUCAUCAUACUUACAGAGAGAUUGAGGAAUCACAUGUGGAAGAUGAAGAAGUGCAAUCCUUUAAUGAAAGUCCUGUGGCAUAUGACCGCAGCAGUAAACACUGUCCUGAAGUUAUUAAUGACCAGUUUUCAUUGGCAGAUGAUAAUAAUAUAAAUGAAGAUUCUCGUCUUCCUGAGUUGCAAAAGCCUAGUGAUGCUGUUGUUCUUGAUUCCCAGUAUGUUAAUAACAUAUUGCACUUGGAUAGUGACUGUGUACCAAUGGAUAUUGCUUCAUCUGUGGAAAUCGAAGAACAAAAUUUAGUUGAGGGUGCAUUUGAUGGAUGCAGGUUCCAUUGUAAUGAGCAAAAUGCUUCAAACCAUCAUAUUCAGGAUAUGGCUGAAGACAAAGAUGUUAAUCAUGACAUAGAUGAAAAGGUGGAGUUUUUGCAAAUUGAUGGUGCAGAAGAAGGUUCAUCAGACAUAUUGCCUGUAGUUGAAGUUCAACUUAAUGAGAAUGUUAUUUCUGCUGACUUUGAUUUUUCAAUUACUGAAGUGAGUGCUGCUUGGAAAUCUGAGGAGCAAUGCUGUUUAAGUGAAAAAUUGAAGUUACUAGCUUCAGAUUACCCAACCUUCAAUGCAACAAUUCCACAAGGCAGUGAAGUUAAUUUAGUGAAACUCAAUGAGAAAGUUAAUUUUGCUGAAUUUGAUUCUUCUACUGAAGUGAGUGAAGACCCUUUGGCAAGUGUAGUUACUUGGAAAUCUGAGGAGCAAUGUUGUUUAAGGGAAGAAUCGAAGUUACUAGCUUCAGAUGAUCCAACUGUCGAUGCAACAAUCCCACAAGGCAGUGAAGUUAAUUCAGUGAACAGUGAAAAUUUAUCAGAUGUAGCUGAAACUAAUAUCUGUGGGAAUGAUAAGUUUCCGAGUACUGACAUGCUGUGUGAGGCAAAAGGCAACAUCGACUUUCCGGACGACAACAGCAAAAUAAUCCAUCUUGGCAGCGAGAAGACUGCAACUAAAAGCAAGCAGGAAGUUCCUAUAGUGAAGCCUCCGCCAAAUGUUGCUCCGUUUACUGAGGAAUGGUUAGCUGCAAUAGAAGCCGCUGGAGAGGAGAUUUUAACGAUGAAAAGCGGUGCUGUACAAAACUCUCCUCCUGACAAAGUCCAGCAUGAACCGAGCCCUUGGUCACCGGUGAAGAAAAAUCAAGCGAUCGGACCAUUUGAUUGUACCAAAGUUACCAAACAUAACAUCCAGAAUUCCGAUCCAUCAUGACAAAUCUGUCAUUAAUCACUAACAUUUUCUUUUUUUUGCGUGAACCAGUUCUUUGUCGGGUGCCAGUCUCAAACUGAAUACCACGAAGUUGUAGAGAUUCAUACAACCAAGUGACCUCUCAGGAAUCAAGGCUGCGUGAACCAGUUCUUAAACAACUUAACACGUUUUAUUGAGCAAAGUGCUAUGUGGAUAGAAUUAACCAAUUGCCACAAUUAUGCCUUGCAAUGAUUAUUAAACUGAUUGUUCUCAAAUUGUAAAUGAUACUACUUGGUUUUGUCUCUUUUAUAUGAUUUUUUCGCCUAGUUCCCCAACAGAGUACACUAUUAUGGGUGUUCCAUUAGACUCAAAUUCUUUAAGCAAUGUAUGGGGUUCGAGUCUUUAAA